Molecule: messenger RNA, 1410 nt
Organism: Phytophthora infestans T30-4
Lineage: Eukaryota; Oomycota; Peronosporomycetes; Peronosporales; Peronosporaceae
Exons: 1
Coding region: 1-1410 (469 amino acids)
Source: RefSeq, a predicted model, not a curated record
AUGUCCGUAGUGGAGCUGCUGGGCGCGCUGGAUGCGAUUGCGCUGGAGAAUCUGCGGGAUAAGCUACUGGCUGCCUCUGUAGACGCCCACACCUUACCGACCGAGCUGAGGGACGUAGCUAGACUAGCAGAAGCCCUGCCCAUCGUCGAUUAUCCGCUGUUGCGCGAUGUAACCCGCGUCGUCAAAGCUCUAAGUCGCGCGGUUAUCAAUUAUGUCGCAGCGGUUGCUGCGGAUAAGGAUAAUGUGACAGCGUGCAUGGUAUUAGACGAUCAUCUGCUGCCAAUUUUGCGUGUCCUGGGCGCAUUUGUGAAUCGUAUGAGACUCCAAAAGCUGCUGGAGGACAGAGAGCUGCAUCGGUGGCUGCCAUUCGUCCUGACAGCCUGCAUCUUCGUGAACGGGGCAGAGCUUCCAGGUGCUGAUCUAAUGCAGAGUGUCGUAGCAGCUGAGGAGACUUUAAACGCGGCUGUGGAGCUCACAAAAGCUAAAGAUCGAGAGAGUUUGGUGGCAAAAUACGUCGCGGAGAUCGUGGCGCUGUGCUCGCAAGACGUGGACAAAGAACAGUGGGUGGCGGUGUCAUCCGUGAACAAGAGAAUCAUGUUGCAAGUGGUGGAACAAGUGCCGUUCCCGCAUCUAGGUGGGGAUCUACUUGGCCGUCUGCUAGCGCUCACGUUUCCGCUGGUGGACGACCUGACUGACGCCACGCAGCUUGUGGGUGCACGGAUGUUGCGUCAUAUCGUGAAGAACGUCACGCCAACGGAGCUGCGCUGGUACUCGGAUGUUCUACUGGAGGUGUUGCGUACAGCCAUUGUAACGCGCAAGCCAGAUACGCUAAACGUGCUGCUUGAGUGUCUCAUGGAGUCGCUGGACCGAGUGUCUCCUCCUGGUGAGCUCAAACACUACGACCGAUUUAUACCGCGUUUGCUCAGCGACACAAGUUUGUGUAGUGAUGUUGCAGUUCGAGUAAUCUUCGUCCGACAUCUGCGCGUUCUUGUGGUCCGACAAGGCGCCCCGCAUAGUCUGAACAUCAUUCGCUACUUGCAACCACUGCUGAAGGUGUUGGUCGCGGGGUUCGAGAGCGUCAAUGUUGCGCUACUGUUGGCGACGUUGGAGGCUCUACAGGCUACUGUGCUGGCUGCGUGGCCCCGUAUUGCAUCGCACACUGAAGAGAUUAUGGUUGGGGUUCUACGUGCUGUGGCUUUCUGCGAGUUGUUCGAUGAAGGUGCAGAAUUCACGCCAUCGUCAGAAAACAAGAAGCAGAUCCUCGCACUUUGCGAAGACGUCUUGGACCUCUUGCAUCAAGUCAAUGCAGACAACUCUGCUGUCAGUGAGAUGCUAGCUACGGUGGCUGGCCAAAGUCCCAAACUGUCGCCAUUCUGCAAUCUUAUGCGAGAGAAAUGGACGUCUCGGUAG